UUUGGUCUGAGAAGCAGGCAGGGCCAGUGGUCUUGGGAGAGACCUUGGUGGGUGGGAGGGGCCUGUCCUAGCCCUUCAGAUUCCCAGGAGUCUUUGAGGAGGAUUUUGGGGGUGCCCAGUAUGGCACAGCAGUGGACCUCUCUUCUGGGAGGUCUGCUAUCUGGGAGACCCACUCUCCCCAGGAUGAUUGCUCCCGACUCCAGCCUCUACCAGGGCUCCUGUGUAUUCCUUCCUUUCCUUUCCUGUUUGGCUGGUUCUGCAGCUCCAUCUCUAGUGGCCCCACCCAGAAAGCUGCUUCCUUAGAGUCAGAAGUCAGGAACUCUAGGCUGCCUCUUAGGACUCUGUCCCAGGUCCUCAGCAGCUGUCUGUGUUGACUCUCAGUUACUGGGGAUCACUGGUCCUCUCCUCCCAUCCCUAAGACCCUGCUGAGGCCUCUGCACUCCGCCCUGUCUCCCUGAGACAAGAGAAGACGCCCUGCCCGCCACACGUGAUGGCGCAGGCACAACUGUAAUCCCAGCACUUGGGAGGCUAAAAUAAGAGGAGCCUCUGAGUUCAAGACCAGCCUGAGUUACAUAGUGCAAAGCCAGCUGGAUCUAUAUAGUGAGACUGUCUCAAAAAACCAAAAAACCCCAUGAUGUAUCGUCCAAGGACCAUUUUUGGAAAAGGGCCUUUCCAAAGGACAGAAGGACCUGGGUGCUGAGGGAGCAAGAAGCCUAGAUUGCCCACACCUCACUGGGAGUUCCCCUUGCCCUUCUCCCUGACAUGUACAUACAUUUAUAGGCCGGGAAGGAUUUGAGGCUGGAGCCUCAGUUCCCGUCCUUUGUUCUCUGAUGCUUGAUCUCUGAAGCUAUUUGUUUAAAAUGAAAUAAAAUAAAAUAAAAUAUUAAAAAAAUACCCUGAGCUGGGCGUGGUGGCACACACCUGUAAACUCAGCACUCACGGAGGCUGAGGGAGGAGGAUUGUUGCAACUUUGAGGCAAGGCAAGUCUGGCCUGAAAAGUGAGCUCAAGGCCAGCCUGAACUGCGUAGUGAGACCAUGUCUCAAAAAGACCAAAAAUAAAUAAAUAAAUAAAAGGAGGGAGUGCUAGGGAUAUAGUUCAGGGGCAGACCCAACCUGACUGGCAAGCUCAAUUCCCUGAGUUCAUUCCCAGUACCAAAAAAAAAAAAGGCGGGGGACAGGGAUGUAGCUCAGCAGCUUAAGUACUUGCCUGUGAGUGCAGGGUCAUGAGUCUGAACUCUGGUACCAAAAAAAAAAAGAUACUGACCAGUUCCGUCUUCCUGCAGUGCCCCACCUGGACUUGAACCCAUCCACUCUAUCCACACCUGCCCCUGCUAUGUGAGGAGAUGAGAGCAGAGAUCCCCUCUACUCUAGCCAGUGCCCUACUCAGGUCAUGGCCCACCCAACACUUUCUGGCUCCCCACCACACAGGCAGGGCUUGUCUGCACUCACGGUGCCCACCGCUGCCAGCCCCCAGCGUGUAACACUUCCUCUAUGCUUUGCUAGCCCCUCAGCACCUGCAGGGCCUCUGUGGCUGAGGCCUUGUGGUUUUCUGUCACCUUUGUCUUCACUUCUCAGGGAAACUCUGAUCUUCCUGAUGCUGACUUUCCCUGCUCCCUGAGCCCUCAGGGAUCUUCCCAGGCCCAUGGGCUCUCCACACUCUCCCUAGACCAAGUCACCUGCCCUUUGUGACUUCCAGGCCUCAACUAGGCCAGCAGCUCCCACACUCUCUCAGUGGGGCCUGGUGGGCCAGCGGUCUCUGCAGCCUCCUUGGAUGUCUUCAAGGCACUAGGAGGUGUGGGAGGUGGGGGUGGUGGUUCCAUGCUGGGUUCUAGAGCUGGGUGCAAGCUCAAAGCCUCGCCCAGGAACCCAGUUUCAUGAUAGUCUUUUACUUUUUUUUAUUGUUUUUUAGGGCAGUGCUGGGAGUGGAACCCAAGGUCGCUCACAUGCUGGGGAAGUGCCUUACAACGAACUACAUUCCCCCACUGUUUUUCUGUUUGUUUUGCAAUACUAGGGCUUUUUGUGAACCCAGGGCUUCCUGCAUGCUAGGAAAAGUGCUGUAACAUUGACCUAAAUUUCCGGUUGGUCCCAAACCUUUUUAAUUUUUAUUUUUGAGACAGAAUUUCAGUAAGUUGCUCAGACUGGUUUCACAUUUACUGUUCUGCUUUAGCCUCCUGAAGCUGGCUUAGAGACCUGUAUGUGCAUUUGGCAAUCUUAGGCAUUUUAUUUUAUUUUAAUUAAUUUUUCCUGGGGAUUUAGCUGAGCAGCAUAAGCACCUGCGUGACAAGUGCAAGGUCGUGAGUUCAAUUCGUGGUACCCCUCCCCAAAUAAAAUAAUUUAUUUUUGAGACAGAGUCUCACUGGAUAGUUCAGACUGCCUUUGAACUAUGGAACCUAAACUGGCCUUGAACUCAUGGCCAUUCUCCUGCCUCAGCCUCAAGAAUGCUAGGAUUAUAGGCAUGUGUUACCCAACCUGACUGAUUUUAGGCAUUUAAAAAACUUCUUUUACCUUGAUUUCCCUUCCAUAAAACUCCUACUCCAUACGUGUUUAAGUGUUUUGAUGUUAAUUCCCUAAUCUUAAGUCAGCAUUCUCUCCCCAGAACGAGACAGCUGUGGCUCUUGUCUUAGCUUCUAACUUUCCCCAAAACCUGGCAUUCCCAUGGCCAGUCCCCCUGAUCUUAAAGUGACCCAUCCAGCCACCUCCCCCACCCUUCCCCAGUCUCUGUCGCCUAGGCCAUGCUUGACUUUCUUUCUUCUUUUGGGGUCCCCACGCUGCCCCUCCAGUGUACCUUCUUCAUAAAAAGCUUUCUGAUACUCAGAUCUGACCAUGUUCUUCCUUGCUGUGAUCCCUGCUGUGGCUCCCCAGUGCUCUCAGAACAAGGUCCACACUCCUUAGUUUGCAUUCAGGACCUUUUACAACCUGGGUCAUCUACCCACCACAUCUACCGCCUGGCAGCCACAGGCCGGGGCAGGCAUUUUACACACACACACACACACACACACACACACACACACACACACACACUUUCCCUUCCUCACUUCCAUCCGCUGGUAUGUCCCUAUUCCCAUACCAUCCAUCUGAGGUCCACUAUUAGAGUCCCUCUCUGUUCACCCUUCUCCCCUGCCUGCCUCUUUAGGAUUCUACCACUGGGUGGGGGAGGGGCCGUGCCUGGCACCCCUCCCCCCAUUCCAGCUGAGGCUCAGGUCUCCAACAACAGAACCAGAGCCACUGGGUGCCACUGGAACCCAUUUGGGGUGGCCUGGGCCCCUCGUCCCAAGCCAAAAGGGCUUUGGGGGAGGGGUACAGCCCCUGGCAGACUAACUGUGUGGCUAAGGGGGCUGAGAGGUGCCCGGGAGGUGGGGGCCAACCUCACAGGGAGAGGCGAGAGAGUGGUUCUCUUCCCCCCACUGGGGGGCCCUCGGGGCUGGCCGCAGAGUGGGCGGCCUCGACGACACAGCCUGUGUGUUGGGGGUCGGAGCAGGGCGGUGACUGGUGGCAGGAGCACCAUGGCCACCAUCCAGUCAGAGACUGACUGUUAUGAUAUCAUUGAGGUGCUGGGCAAGGGCACCUUUGGGGAGGUGGCCAAAGGCUGGCGGAGAAGCACCGGUGAGAUGGUGGCCAUCAAGAUCCUGAAGAACGAUGCGUACCGUGGCCGCAUCAUCAAGAAUGAGCUGAAGCUGCUGCGCUGCAUGCGGGGCCUGGACCCCGAGGAAGCCCACGUCAUCCGCUUCCUCGAGUUCUUCCAUGAUGCCCUCAAGUUCUACCUGGUCUUUGAGCUGCUGGAGCAAAACCUCUUCGAGUUCCAGAAGGAGAAUAACUUCGCACCUCUCCCUGCCCGCCACAUCCGGACGGUCACCCUGCAGGUGCUCAGGGCCCUGGCAAGGCUCAAGGAGCUAGCCAUCAUCCAUGCCGACCUCAAGCCGGAGAACAUCAUGCUGGUCGACCAGACGCGCUGCCCCUUCAGGGUCAAGGUGAUCGACUUCGGCUCAGCCAGCAUUUUCAGUGAGGUGCGCUACGUGAAGGAGCCGUACAUUCAGUCCCGCUUCUACCGGGCCCCUGAGAUUCUGCUGGGGCUGCCCUUCUGUGAGAAGGUGGAUGUGUGGUCCCUGGGCUGCGUCAUGGCCGAGCUACACCUGGGCUGGCCCCUCUACCCGGGCAACAAUGAGUAUGACCAGGUGCGCUACAUUUGUGAGACCCAGGGCCUGCCCAAGCCCCACCUGCUGCAUGCUGCCCGAAAGGCCCAUCACUUCUUCAAGCGAAACCCUCACCCUGAUGCCACCAACCCCUGGCAGCUUAAAUCCUCGGCUGAUUACCUGGCUGAGACCAAGGUGCGUCCACUGGAGCGCCGGAAGUACAUGCUCAAGUCCUUGGACCAGAUUGAGACGGUGAACUGCGGUGGGGCUGCGGGCCGGCUGAGCUUCCCAGACCGAGAGGCACUGGCGGAGCUUGCUGACCUCAAGAGCAUGGUGGAGCUGAUCAAGCGCAUGCUGACGUGGGAGUCACAUGAGCGCAUCAGCCCCAGCGCAGCCCUGCGCCACCCCUUUGUGACCAUGCAGCAGCUACGCACCACCCACGAGGGCACCCGCUACUACCAGCUGUCACUUCGGGGCUGCCGCCAGUCACUGCAGGUGGAGGGCAAGCCACCCCCGUCUGCGGCAGCCAGUGCUGAAGAUGGACCGCCCUACUACCGUCUGGCUGAGGAAGAGGACACCGCUGUGGGCAGAGGUGGAGUGGCAAAUGGCGUGUCCUUCUUUCGGGAUGAGAAGGCACCAGGCGUGCAAAGGGCCAUCGACCAGCUGGAUGAUCUGAGCCUUCAGGAGGCUGGGUGUGGGCUGUGGGGUGAGGUCCAGGCUGACAUGGUCUCCGACAUGCUAACCCCACUCAAGGCAGCCUCCACCAGCUGCCGGCUCCCCAGCUCUGGCCCAGAGCCCAUCCUGGCCUUCUAUGGUAGCCGCCUGACAGGCCGCCACAAGACCCGAAAGCUGCCUUCAGGCUCCAAGUCUGACUCCAACUUCAGCAACCUCAUCCGGCUGAGUCAGGCCUCGCCAGAGGAUGACAGGCCCUGCCGGGGCAGCGGCUGGGAGGAAGGAGAAUGCCAAGGGGCCUCUGCCGAGCCACCUGCCAUCCCACAGCGGGAGGGCGAUGGGCCCAGCAUCAAGGACAUGGCCAUGGAUGAGGAGGUAAAGCAGUUGGGUGGGCGCGUGGUCGGUCAGGGCUUCCCCGAGAGCUUGCUCCAGGGUGGGAAGUGGAUAACCAGGCCUCACUCCCACACAUCUGCAUGUGUGCAGCCGGUGUCUGGUCCAGAACACCUUAGCCCAUAUUCAGGAAAGAGGGUUUGGCCAAUACCAGUCCACCCCCACUAGGUGAUUAGGCCUGGGACGAGCAACUUUCAGAACAGUGCGAACUGAGCCUUUGGAAUCUGCCUUCACCUGAGCCCUGGGGGAGGUCUCAUGCCAGCUCCGGUUUCAGGAGGACAUGCGCCGGAAGACCAGCACGAACUUCCUUGUUGACGCCCCUCUUCUCCUCCUCUCACAGAGGUCAGGCCCUGAGCUCUUCAACCCUAACUGCCGUCCUGGAGAAUGGCUAAGCGAGGCCGACUGGAGCCUGGAGGGCAUCAGGGGCCUGCGGGCUCAGGGGGUCCCUGCCCGCCACCUCCACCCACAUGCUCCACCCCGGGGCACCAGCUUUCUGCAGCACGUCAGUGGGCACCACUGAUGGCGAUCAC
Messenger RNA from Cavia porcellus (domestic guinea pig), 5722 nucleotides. RefSeq names its product homeodomain interacting protein kinase 4 (gene Hipk4). Gene Ontology annotation, biological process: peptidyl-serine phosphorylation; peptidyl-threonine phosphorylation. The record is from RefSeq and is a predicted model, not a curated record. Gene Ontology annotation, cellular component: cytoplasm; nucleus. NCBI's taxonomy places the organism in Eukaryota, Metazoa, Chordata, Mammalia, Rodentia, Caviidae. The transcript has 3 exons. The coding region runs from base 2733 to 5360 and encodes 875 amino acids. Gene Ontology annotation, molecular function: protein tyrosine kinase activity; protein serine/threonine kinase activity; ATP binding.